AUGGCUCUGGGUGACUGUUGGAAGCAGUUAUCCUGGUUCUACUACCAGUACCUCCUGGUGACGGCGCUGUACAUGCUGGAGCCGUGGGAGAGGACGGUGUUCAGUAUCCUUUUCCGUGUGAAAAACUACUUCCGAACAAGCUAAGCUAACGUGCUAACGCUAGCUCGCCAGCUCACUACGAAAACUUACCCGGCGUCUGAUCCAGAACUUAUUUGACAAAUUUGUGUAUUUCAGAGUUAUUAUAUCCGUAUAUCAAAGUGUCUGAUCAUUUUUCAGGAUUUUAGGUAGAAUUCGGCUGAUAAAAAAUGUUUAUAUCUGUUUGUGUUUUUGUUGUAACUCCAAAUGAAUGCAGAGUGUUCGACAGUUUUAACGCUCCUGAAGUUGUAGUUUUUAUCGAGAGGUUUGGUUCAGUCUGGUCAGGGCCAAUUGAAGGGUCUUUUCCUACUUAAAAAGUUAGUUUUUCUGGUCAAAUAUGAGUGAAUUUAGCCGGGUUUUUUUGGGCGGUGUCGAGGCUGGGCUUCCUACAGUGACCCUGGAUCACAGUCUGGAUCCUCCCACCACUAAAACCAUGGGUCUGAGGAUACUAACAUGUCUGUUUUAGAGGUCUGAAUCUCGACUUUAAAUCAGUUUUGUUUCUCCAAAGGUGUAACUGGUGUAUGAAGGAGGAUUAGAGGUGAUAGAGGUAAAUAAUUAAAGUUUACUGUUGGUGUUUUGGUUGUACGUUAAGUCAGACAUGCAGUUAUCUGUCACUGAUAUAUUGUGUAUAUGUACGGCUUUAAUAAUAGACUGGACAGUGUUGAACCACCUGUUGUGCACAUGAAACAGCGGUACAAACUCUGGAGAAACGAGGCAGGUGUGUGUCUGAAAAACCCAGGGACAGAGUAACCCCCGAAUUCCACUGCAUCCUGAACGGCUCCGAAAAGGCCAUAUCCGCAGAUCGUAGCUGAUCGUAACGGUUCCGUUCCUCUGCGGAUCGCCAGACUCCACAGCUGAUUGCAAGAAUUUCACAUUCCACAUUUCAACUGUUGUCAAAAUGUGGUUUGGAAUCAUAUGAAGGUCUUCCCUGAAAAAACUCUUCGUCUGGAUGGACGCAGAUGUUGCUCCUAAACCUGGAGAAUUUUUUUAUGAAGUUCUAAAAUUAAUAUAUAUACUGUAGAUAUACUGUAGACUACUGCUCUUCACACCGACAGGAAGACCAACUGAUCAAACUCAGAGCAGAAAAGCGUUUUCAACUUCAGAUCCGUCACUCUGCUGUGAGGUAGUGAUGAAGAUUGUCAUGAGGUCGAUGCGCCAUCUACAGGAUAAGUCAGGGAACUUUUCAAACGGCGGAACAUUUUCGAAGUGAAACUGAUUCUUAUUCUCCGCAUUUUAUUUUGAAAAUAUCAGCGAAAAUCGGCGAGUUUCAGUCGAUUACCGAUUAGAUUAAUCGACUCGACGAUAAAUCGAUCGGACCCUACUUUCGCGUGGUUGCACGUGAAUCCAUGGGUUCUUGUGAGUUCUCAUGAUAACCACUGUUUGUAAUCCGCCACAAAAUUCGCCUCACAAAUGGAUUCGGUAGGAAUUGGCGUACGGCGAAAAUCACCGCCAUUCCGGAUGCGGUGGAAAUUAGGGGUUGGCAUGACAGGAGAGAGGCUGCCGCGAUCACUAAUGAGAUAUCGGACAUUGGUCUGAAUUAUGAAACACAAGUCUUGACGUCAUGAAGGACGUUAUAUAAAAGCUUAAAUAGUCUGAAUAUCUGGUUCCUUCAUACGGCUGAAGACGAGCUGUUCCGUCUCAGGUGACCUCCUCCUCCUCCUCCUCCUCCUCCUCCUGGUCGUUUCCUGAUGUUUGACUUUUAUUGUAUUUACUCUCCGACUGUAAACUGUCACUGUGAACCCGAGCCGCUCAGAUCACCUCAGGGGGAGUGACAGUUAGUUCAGGGAGUGUUUCAUUUGAUAUGUAACAGCAGAGCAGGAACAUAAAACAUUAAAACUGUCCUCGCUCAUGUUUUCUUUAAUUUACACAAACUCUGAUUGCCGUCAAACUCCAGUCUGAUCAGGAUAAAGUGUGUUUGAUAGGAUUGCUGCUGAAUAAUAGAUCCUGUUCAUGUUGUUAUGGCCGUACUUUGAUCGGUGUCGCCGCAGUAAUCCGUCACUAUCACGUUGUCUACAUGACAUAUCGUCUUCCUGCGGUCGGUGUCACCCUCCGCUUGUGUCUCUCCUUCCCUCAGGGUCAGGUGUGUUUGUGUGAAUAAGUCAGAGGUUGUGUUAUUGUUGCUCCGCCUGUUAUCAGCCUGAGUGCUGCUCUCCGUCCAGUCUUCACUCUCUCAGAGAUCAAACGGGGAUCAUUCGGGCGGUUUGGUUGAUUAGGAGUUCAUUAAAGUUUAAAUUCCACUUGAACUGUCCGGCUGAUGGCUGUGAGGGGAUUUCAGUGCACUCUGUAUUUCAAACGCCUCAUUUGGAUUGGUCUAACCUGAGGACCUGUGAGAAUUACAGGGAAACCAGGCCUCAGUAUUUUGGGGGAGGGGGUUUUGUUUCGUGAAUGUGUCUGUGACUCAUUCUGCCUCUUUCUCAUCGUACCACAAUAACGACAGUGAAAACUAACGACUGUUUUCUGACACUCAUGGGAUUUAUUAUACAUUAUAUCUAAACAUGCACUGAUAAAUUGGCCGGCCGAUCGAUCUGCGCCAGUUUCCUUAAUUUUGGGGGAUCGGUGAUCAGCUGAUUCUUACACAUAAAACCGAUCUGAUCGACUUCAGCAAAGGUCUUAAACUCAGCUGUUGUAGCUUUUUGUUUUUGCCAGAAUGACAGUCCCGUCCGCGAUAUUUUUUGUUGUAGGACGGUUGGGGAAAGUCCCGCCUCCUUCGCCUCUGAUUGGUCGGAAAAGCUGGAAACGUCAUCUAGCGCUCAAGCCGAAGGCGGGCUGUCGGCUCUGUACAUCGGAACAUCACAGAACAUUAUCGCACUUCUGAAUGUCCUAACCCGACAGACGAUGACGUUUCACAGCCAUAAGGAAUAACCGAUCGGAGCUCAGCACUUCGAGCCAAUCAGAGGCGAAGGAGGGCGGGAAAUGAAAUACUGCUGUGAACUUUAUUUUGGUAAGAGGCUCAGAAACUGCAGUCUGACCUGUUUGAGACCAAAUACUGUUAAUUUUUAAAAUGCUGAAAAUAAAAGACUAAAGGAGCUGAUUUAAUUGAGUAGUUUGGACAGAAAUAUUCAUUCAGAUUCAUUCAGAUCAGACCAUCAAAGGUUUGUGUUGUCAAUUAUAAUUUUAAAAAAAGGUAUCGGCCAAAAUCUGCAUUUGUAGGUCAAGCUUUUCAAAGAUGAAACCCAGAGUGAAAUACUGAGAGCUCCACAGCCGUGUGUCUGAGGUCAGGGGUGAUAAAUGUCUCAUCUGGUUAUCAGGAGUCGGUCCUUAUCGUGUCUCUUCAGACUCUCUGCUCAUCUCGGUGGCCGGCAUGGCCGUCUACACCGGAUACGUCUUCAUGCCGCAGCACAUCAUGGCCAUCCUGCACUACUUUGAGGUGGUACAAUGACGCAGCGAGACCACCUGUCUGUCCACUGGUCCUGUCUGUCCACUGGUCCUGUCUGUCCACUGGUCCCGUCUGUCCACUGGUCCCGUUUGUCCGGCUCGUAGCUCGUCCAUCCACCUGUCCGUCUGCCUGCUCCGGGGCUUGAGGUGGGGAUCAUCUCCAGCCAUGUACAGACAGAACUCCUCCUCCUUCCUCCUCCUCUCGUCUCCUUGUCUCCUUUCCUUCAGAGCUGACUCCAAACCAAAGGUCAAAGCUGUGAGCGUCACAGCGGACGAUGUUCCUCCCUCAGACUGUUUUUCCUUCGCUGAAAUAUUUUGGAUUGUGAAGGACGUUGAUCGUGGAUGUGAGGCCUUCAAAGAGGACGUUCUUGAUUGUAAUCCACAUAUUUUAUUUCGAUCUCCAACCAAGUGCAUCCGUCUGUUUGGGGAAAGUGUAAAUGAUCCGGAAGUCUGAUCGGACGGCUUCAUUUUUAUUCCACCGUUGUUGUCUUAGAGUUUUCUUCAGGGUCUGGGAACACAGAUGUUAGUUUGACUAGUUUUUUUAUGAGCCGUAUAAGAUUAUGAGAGCCAAUCAGAUGUCGAGGCUCUGUCGGAGGAAACCAUGAAGACAUUUAUCGCCUUUUUUUUUCCACUGAUGGAAACGAUGUAAUGAUAUAAAUCAGUUAUAAAGAGUUAAUCCUGCUGGAACAUCUCAGAAACUCUCUGUACAGUAAAGAAGUAUUUUCCUGUUCAAACUAAAGCUGCAGCGUUUCCCAGAUAGAUGUUAGUCCACGCUAAGCACAAGAAACCUCAUAACAUGCACAUAUGACUCCUGAUGUUCCUCUUUAAUCGUAUUUGUCGCUGUCAGACCGUUAAACAUCAGCUCAGAUACUGAAAGGUGGUUUAAAACGCAGGUGUCUAAAUUAGUGAGUUUUUUUAAAGAUGUUCAGACCAGAAGAUUUGUAUAAAAUAAAACUCAGAGAAGUUGCAGCAGGAAACAAGAUACAGUUUGAGUGAAAAAGGUGAAAUCUUGUCCUCCUGUGUUCAGAAAUGUUCAGUUUUUAUGCAGCUGUGAAGUGGUCGCUUGCUUCUUCUAACGACAUUUGCUGCUGACAGGACGUCGAGUUUCAAAGUUUAGCCGAAAUCCUUCAGAGACACUAAACAGAGGAGUGUUUUUUUGAUGUGCAGGGUUCAAUUAAUGACUUUAAAACUGACGGAAUAACCCUUUAAAUUCUCCACUUUUGUUUAAACUGUAAAAAAAAAAAAAAAGCGACAGUAUCGGUUUCCCUUUUGCACAAACUUGAUAAAUUAACCAGAAUUCCAUUUUGAAGUUACUUUAUUACGUGUUAAAACUGCUUCUGCGAUUAGAAACGUGUGAUUUUGAGUCCCUGUAUUUUCUCAGUUCUUUGUAUAUAAUCUUGUACACAUAUUUGUAAAGUUUUGUAGUCAGAUUUGAUGGCGUACAGAAUAAAAUAUUUGUGCUUUUGUGAGCUUCUGAUGCUGAAUACCUCCUCUGUAAACUCAAAUCAUUAAAGGGAUAUUUCACAAAGAUAAGCAGCUGGUUGUGCCUGGUUUUGUUUUUAUGUAUUCCCAUUGUCCUGAAAUCAUGUACACAUGGUUCCUGAUUAAAACAGUUUGAUUCAUUUGUGGGUUAUUACAAUAGAGCGCAGGACGGCAAAAUGGACACAAGGGGGAGUGCUAACACUGAUCAACAGCAGACAGGCUGCUCAGCCUCCCUGCAGUGUCUGCAGAUAUUAUCUGAACAGCUUUUAAAUUACCUUUUUGGUUAUUUUCGUGAUUGUCAAGUCUGUUUACCGAAAGUAUAAAGUUUUAUGUUUUUUUUUUCUCCUAAGAGGAUUAAUCAGACGACCGAUGAAAACUAAAUCAUCUGAGAUUGUGAAAUGACAGAUUCUGCUGAAAGGAACAGGUCCUGGUUUGUAGGUUUGUUGUUUCUUGUGCUUCUGCAGCCUCUAGUGGACACUUGGGGAACUACAGUUUUAAGCACUUCUGCAUCGGCCUUUUAUUCUGAGACUGGAGGUUGAGACUCUGUUUGUAUAUCUGAAUGUUAUAUUUUUAUACAUAUUAAAGCUCCAGUGAGGAACUUUUGGUUUGUAUCAACUUUGGCGCCCCCCCGUGGACAAAACAGUCUUUGCUCAUUUUGUCCUUUUCUUACUUCAGACAAUAAUCUCAUCCUGUUGACUUCUGACGGGCAAAUGUAAAAUUAAAAGUAAAUAUCAUAGACUGUUUAUUAGGGCCGGACUGAUUUAUAGGCGAGCUGAUUUAAUCGGCCAAUUUUAGCCCGUUUGAGAUUAUUCGGUAAUUGGCCAAAACUCGCUGAUUUUCACCGAUACUUUCAGAAAUAAGAUUCGGUUUCACUUCGAAAAUGAUCUGCCAUUUCCGCCACACAAUAAAUUCGACAAGUUUCAGUUCAACCCACUUCACCAUGUUCCCCGCUGUGCUGGUCUCGGUCACGCAGAGUUAACGGUGUAGCACCAUGUAAUAUGCAAGCUAAAGUUAGCGUUAGCCACCUGCUAUUAGCCUUGCUACACUGUUAGCCGUGCCAGUAACGGUAGAAUAAACAUCUCAUAAUAAAAAUCUCAUAAGAGUUUUAAUAUUUGAUAAUUAACCCUGACCUUCCAAAAUGAUCGUUUUCACAGUUUUUGUCAGUGAUACAUAAUAAAUAAUCUGGUGUAAUGUUAAAUUUACUGCCUGUUAACCUUUCAAAGAGAAAUUAUUUGAUAUAGUGAAAGUUUCCCCAGUCUACAGGUUGAUAUGAAAUGAUCUGAGUAAAACAAACUAACAUCUGUGACGUUAAACUGAAAUGAUUUAUAGAAACAGAAACACUCGCCGCGUGUCACCAGAUAUUUAAGGAAACAUGUAAAAGCUGUGACGCAGGUUUUCUUCUUCUGCAGAACUGUGAGUGUGUAAAUGUGUGUCAUCAAAACAAGGUCGUAAAUUUUAGAAAUCAGCUGCCUCAUCAGAUCUUUUUUUAUUACUCCGGUCUUCAUAAACACAAACGUCUGAGUGUAAAGUAAACCUCAGAUUACAGCACGUCCUCUCAAACAGCCCCGGGAUCUCUUCCCUCAGCCCGCGGCAGCCCAUCAGAGAGGAAACACGGCUCUGGUUACUGGUUAACUCAGACGAUGAAGCUCUUCUCACGUAGGCAGAAGGACCGGAGUUUGAACCGCCAUUGUCUGACACACAAAAACACACGCACACACAGACACACACUCAUAGGUCUCUAAAUACACUUUAGUUUUACUUCAAGACUGUGGGUGCAGGUUCAGUUUAAGGAUCAACUUCUCUGUCCAAAUUAAAAAACUUUUAACUUCUUUAUUAAAAUUUUGAAAUGGAUCUUAAUCAUAACAUUUACAAACUGCUUCAACAUUCAGGUUAAAUGUUGGUUAAAUUUCUGCAAUUUUGGGAUUACAGUAAAACAAAUAGUAAUAAUUAUUGUAAUUUUUGAGAUAAAUAACUUCUUAAGUAAGCCAGAGUGAAGCUUCUGUGUAAUUUACUUUAACAGUGAAACUGGGACUCUUACAAACCGGAGCCGUUGGAGACCUGUUCGUUGCCUGUGAGUCAUGAGAAAAUUAGUCUGAUUAGUUUGGGUUCAUACUUCUUACAUUUGAGUCAGCCAGAGUGAAACUUUGAUGUAACUGACCAUUUACAGUGAAACUGAGACUCACCACUUAGAGGUUGAAUGGUUGCGGUAUGAGACCCGUUAAUAACCUUUAAAUUAUCUAGAAAACAAAUCGACUUUUUCGGUCUCAAACCACUGAAGUAAGUCACAUUGAAGCUGCUGCGUCACUUACUGUUUACAGUGAAACGGAGACCUACCACUUACAGGUGAAUGGUUGCCGUUGGAGACACGUUAAUUAUCUUUAAAUCGUUUGGAAAACUAGUUAACUUUUUUGGUCUCAAACCACUGAAGUAAGUCACAUUGAAGCUGCUGCGUCACAUACUGUUUACAAUGAAACUGGGACUCACCAGAAACUGAUGUACAGCUUGUCAACUGUGGAUCACUUACUGUGUAUAAUUUAAGUCCCUUUUUUUUACACUGGAAGGAAACAAGAGUAGAGGCUGUAUGUAACUGACUCUUUACAGUAAAACUGGGACUCACCACAGACAGGUUAACCGCAGAAUAUAAAACCUGUCAAUCUCGAAGCCUCUAUAAAACCUCCUUUUUACAGUGAAACUGAGACCAAAACAGAUGAACUGGUGCAGUUGGAGACAUGUUAAUCACCUGUAAAUCAUGAGAAAAUGACCUUCUCUUCUUUAGAUUUAUACUGUUUCAGUAUGACAGUAGAUCUUCAGUGUAACUCACUUUUACAGUGAAACUGAGACUCAUAACCCAGACAGAUGAAGUGUUGCUCUUCCAGAGAAUGUAACGAGCUGAGAUGUGACGGCGUUAUUUUCCUCACAUAUAUGCGGAGGUGGUAAUUUCACUUCUCUUUAGACCUUAGGUUUUAGCCUGAACUCCUUAUUUCCAUGAAUGAAAAAGGAAGUUUUCACUGGAAGUCAUAGUUUCAGUGUAAAUCUCCAGGCUGUGCAGUUUUGUGUAUUUUUGAUGUCCAUGAUUUUGUCUUCCAUAGGCAGAACGUAAAUCCAAGGACAGAAUGAGCACUUGUUGUUCUGAACAUGAGAAAUGAGGACAGUUUAGAUUCUGCAGGGGUGCACAGAGGACAUAGCGAGGACUACAGAGGUCUGGAAAACCCCCUCAGUGAAGCACAGACCCUGAUUGAUGGGGCGGGAGCUGCUGAUUAACUCUGGUCGUUGUGGUCAAACUGGUACAGUCUGUUCUCCUCCUGCAGCAGGAAGCUGGCAGCUGUGCAGACUCACGUAUUCACACAUUCCUCACAGAUGAAGGUUACCGCAGGACGCGAUCUGACACGUUUGCCUCGGCUUCAUCGGCAUUAUGA
Molecule: messenger RNA, 8408 nt
Organism: Xyrichtys novacula (pearly razorfish)
Lineage: Eukaryota; Metazoa; Chordata; Actinopteri; Labriformes; Labridae
Source: the annotation of a GenBank genome assembly